Lycium barbarum (goji berry) is the source of this 1197-nucleotide messenger RNA. RefSeq lists its product as uncharacterized. Gene Ontology annotation, cellular component: nucleus. Lineage: Eukaryota; Viridiplantae; Streptophyta; Magnoliopsida; Solanales; Solanaceae. The record is from RefSeq and is a predicted model, not a curated record. The coding region runs from base 217 to 1197 and encodes 326 amino acids. The transcript has 3 exons. Gene Ontology annotation, biological process: chromatin remodeling.
UAAGGGGGUUGAGGGAGCUUCUAGGUUGAGAGUAGGAAGAGGAAGAUUAAUAUAGCUUGUAUCCAAGAGACCAAAUGGGUAGGUCCUAAAGCUAAGGAGGUAGACGGGUAUAAGCUGUGGUUCUCUGGUAGGUCGAAGUAUAGAAAUGGGGUGGGCAUUUUAGUAGAUAGUGAAUUAAGGGAUCAGGUGGUAGAGGUUAGGAGAGUCACUGUUAGGAUGAUGUCGAUUAAGGUGGUUGUUGAAGGACUCACUUUGAACAUUAUUAGUGUAUAUGCGCUGCAAGCGGGCUUAGGCGACGAGGAGAAGAGGCGCUUUUGGGAGGAUUUGGACGAAUUAGUGGGAGGCAUACCGCCUACUGAGAAGCUAUUCGUGGGAGGUGAUUUCAAUGGACACAUCGGACCUAUUUCGGGAGGUUAUGAUGAUGUGCAUGGAGGCUUCGGCUUCGGGGACAGGAAUGGAGGAGGAGUCUCACUUUUGGAUUUUGCAAGAGCUUUUGGGUUGGUGAUAGCCAAUUCGAGUUUUCCAAAGAAUGAGGAACACUUGGUAACCUUCCACAGUUCGGUGGCUAAGACUCAAAUAGACUUUUUACUCCUUAGGAAGGAUGAUAAAGGUCUGUGCAAGGAUUGUAAGGUCAUUCCGAGCGAAUAUCUUACAACCCGACAUAAGCUCUUGGUGAUGGAUUUAGCGAUCAAGAUGAUGAGGAAGAAGAGGGUCGUGGAGGACCGACCUAGGAUCAGAUGGGGGAGUUUGACCACUAUUAGUGCCCUGGAGAUGAGAGAGAAAUUGAAGGAUAUGGGGGCCUGGGAUAGUAGUGGGGAUGCGACCAGUAUGUGGGAUAAGACGGCUAGUUGCAUUAGGGUGGUAGCAAGGGAAGUGUUGGGGGUCUCGACAGGUAGUCAUGGUCAGCAUCGAGGGGACUGGUGGUGGAAUGGAGAAGUUCAAGGGAAGGUGGAAGCAAAGAAGGUGGCGUAUGCGAAGUUGAUAGAAAGCAAGGAUGAGGUGGAGAAGUGGAAGAAUACAGAACUUUAUAAGAUGGCGAGGAAGGAGGCGAAGUUGGCGGUUUCGAUGGCAGAAACGACAGCUUUUGAACACAUUCUAUUCGCUGUGCAUCAACGGAAAAUUUUCCGAGGUGUAACAGAUAGGUUGGCAGAAUAUUCACCAUACACCAAUGGGAAACCAGACAACAAACUUAACUAA